CGGGGGCCUGCGCGUGGUGACGUGUAGCGCUAGUAUGGAGGGAUGAUGUGGAGCUCUGAGGGGUUUGUUUUGGUCUGUGGCUGAAGAAUUUUAAGCGCUGUUUGUGUUUAUCAGAGGAGCCGGGCCGCUGCUGCACCUUCACCCCGAGUCCUAAAGGUCCUAAAACCCGAGCAGGACAUGGAGACGCUUUACCACCAGACCAACAAGCAGAUCCAGGAGGUCCAGUCUCAGAUGGGACGACUGGAGACCACUGACCGACAGUCUGUGCACUUGUUAGAAAAUGAGUUACAGGCCAGAAUUGAACAGAUCUUCACACAUCUGGAGCGGCUUGAGAUUCUCGCCAGCAAAGAGCCACCCAACCGUCGCCAAAACGCAAAACUGCGAGCAGACCAGCUGAAGUAUGACGUGCAACAUCUGCAGACAGCCCUGAGGAACUUCCAGCACAGACGCUAUGCUCGCGAGGCUCAGGAGAGGGAGAGAGAAGAGCUGAUGAGCCGCACUUUCACCACCAACGACGCAGACACUUCUAUCCCUAUAGACGACACGCUUCAGUUUAACUCCAGCUUACACAGUGCUCACAGAGGAAUGGACGAUCUACUUGGUUCUGGAUCAAGCAUCCUUAAUGGCCUCCGUGAUCAGAGGGGCACACUGAAGGGUACCCAUAAGAAGAUGCUGGAUGUGGCCAAUAUGUUGGGGUUGUCCAACACAGUGAUGCGUCUGAUCGAGAAGCGAGCAACCCAGGAUAAAUUCAUCAUGAUUACUGGUAUGCUGGUUACCUGCGUCGUCAUGUUCUUGGUGGUCAAAUAUCUGAGCUGAAUCUUCUCUCAGUGAUUUAAACCACCUCAACUGCCGUGAAAAGGACCAUUCUAACGGACAAAUGAUCUUAAUUUUGGUGGAUUUUUCAUCUGGUUUUUCACACCUGAUUUGACUUACUGAGCCAAAUUUUGGGUAAAUGAAUAAAACUGUUCUGAUGAUUCUGAAAAAGUCAAAGCAGGUGAUGCAAGCCUGUAGUGCAGAAGAUCCACCACAAGAGCCCUCAGACCAUCUGGAAAACUGGUAUUUACUUAAUUAUCAACAAAAAUCUCUAUUUAUCUCCUAUCUGUAGUUUUCUCGCUUUAAGCCAGGGCUGAAAGCCUCAAUCCUCAUGAUUCAAAAGGAGAGGAUCGUGACUUCCUUUUAUCCUCUUUGUGUUUGUUUCCUGUUUAUCUGCAUCAUCUUCAUCAAUAAUUUAUUCAAACCCUUAUCAGACAACCCUGGAAUCACAGCAACAGAGAACAGAAAUCAAAAGACGAGAGAGAACGACCUGAACGUCAAAGAGUCAUAGAUUCAUAUUUUCGUUAUUUGAAACUUUUUCUGUCUAAGCAGGGGUCAAGGUUUUGGGCGAACAGGAAAUGAGAGAUGUUAUUGGACAGCUGCGACCUCAUAUCAACGCUCACCUGGUACAUGCAACCCCCUAAGAGGUCCAUCGUAUCUCUGGCCCAGGGAUACACAAGUUUCCAAAAUCAAAUAAAAACCCUUUGAUAUUUGUCGUGUCUGCAGACCUCGCUGCAGCUGGGCUGAAGAGAUGGUGAACAGUUACAUAGACAACUUGCUGAACUAUUGCAAAUGGUCUGAGAUAUCCAGGUCAGGAUUUCCCUCAUAUUCCAACUGUAGUUCAUCAACCAAGAGACUUUUUUUUGUGGUUUAAGUUGUAUUUUUUGUGUUGAAUCUAAAACUUCAAGGCUGUCCAACUUAGGAAGAAAAUAAAAAAAAAUAAAAGGUUAACAUAUAACCUCAUCAUAGCUCCCAAUUUAAAACAAAAAUGUGAUGUACUAAACUUUGACUUUGAUGUUUUUGUCAUGUAAAACAAGACUAAUGCUGAAUCGACUUGAUCCAAUCUGCAAAAUCUGCUAAUUUAUUGAUUCUUGACUGGAGAAAAGAGGAUUUGGUUAUACAGA
Astyanax mexicanus (Mexican tetra) is the source of this 1937-nucleotide messenger RNA. It is a transcript of the gene gosr2, whose product is annotated as golgi SNAP receptor complex member 2. Gene Ontology annotation, cellular component: late endosome membrane; ER to Golgi transport vesicle membrane; SNARE complex. Gene Ontology annotation, molecular function: SNAP receptor activity; SNARE binding. Gene Ontology annotation, biological process: intra-Golgi vesicle-mediated transport; vesicle fusion. The coding region runs from base 178 to 816 and encodes 212 amino acids. NCBI's taxonomy places the organism in Eukaryota, Metazoa, Chordata, Actinopteri, Characiformes, Acestrorhamphidae. The record is from RefSeq and is a predicted model, not a curated record. The transcript has 6 exons.